AUGAGCUCCUGGAAGCCGUUUUGGCUUGACGCUGGCGCACCGUGUGCCGUCCCGGCACGGGGUGCUGCAAUCAGGACCAUGAUCAAGUUCAUCCUGAUGGUGAACAAGCAGGGCCAGACCCGACUAGCACAGUACUACGAGUUUCUCAGUGUCCGUGAGAGAGUGACUCUAGAAGGCGAGCUCAUCCGUAAGUGCCUCUCCCGCAGCGAGAGCCAGUGCUCCUUCGUGGAGUACCGGGACUACCGCGUGGUAUACAGGAGAUACGCAUCUCUGUACUUUAUUGUCGGCAUUGACAACGACGAGGACUGCAACGAGCUAGCUAUCCUCGAAUUCAUCCACACCCUUGUCGAGACUCUCGACAAGUACUUCGAGAACGUCUGCGAGUUGGAUAUCAUGUCCAUCCCCCUCCCAGCAGGGUCCACCACAGCCCGGCACUGGCACCAGUCACUCGCUGAGCCGGCAGGCUUCGCACAGCUACUUCGACCAUCCAACGCCUCGGGCGACAAGGCGAAGGGAGUGGAUUUAAUUGCGUACGUGCCUUUGCCAGUGCCGUGUCUUGACAAAGAUCUCGUAGACUCCUUCGAACCUGAAGCGGAAGCCAUGAGGCUGCUUCUUUGGACUGCCAUGCUGGAAUCGUUGAGCUUGGGACAUUCAGCCACAAAUGCUGAAUGGGGACACAGCAUCAACAUGGCAGGGCUGCAGCGAACACUGAGCCAGAGGAUGUCGAAAGAAUUCCUCUUGAUUUCUCUUGGCAUUGACGGCAAUGUCAACAAGGAGACUUUCCAACGAAGUCUAGGCGAUGCAAUGCAGAUCCUCCAAGCAAAGCUGCAGCAGAGCGUUCAAGAUUUCAACUCAACACUCUAUGCGCUAAUACGGGGCGAUCCCCAGCAAGGUAUCGUCGCAGCACCCAAUGCGCGUGUGGCAGAGAACCUGCAGAAGGUCCUACGUCUUUGGGUGCCGUUCGAGAUUCUCCUAACCAGCAGUAUGGAUUCUGUUCGUUCCUUGGACGGCUCGAUCAACGUUCCCGUCCUGGAGGCCGUGUCCUCGCAGAAUGGGCCCUUGCUGGACGCCUCAAACGUAGUGGUUGGCGGGCUGGUCGACGCAGCAAAGGUCUCUGGCGCGUCCACGAACGGGCUGGUCCAAGACAUUGCUGGGCGACAGCGGACCUACAUCCAGAGUUUGUGCCUGAAGGCACUUCUGGUGAGCCAGGGUGUGUCCUUGGUCGAGAACAAGGCUUCUCUCAAAGAGACGAAGCUUCUGUUCGAAGCAUCACAUGCGGGCAUCAUCGAAGGUGUGCCAUUCGCAGGAGUGCCAGUGCUAACCAAUGUGUGCACUCUGCAUCAGAUGUCGGAGGUAACCUUCUACUAUUCGAAAGUACGGCCGCUGGUAAGCGAGAUCCUCAACGCCCACACAGUGCAGUCCAGCCAGGAUGUCGCCAUCUCUUCUAUAUGCAUGCACAUAAACGUGCAUAUAUAUAUAUAUAUACAUAUACACGCACAUCAUUUGUAG
Molecule: messenger RNA, 1509 nt
Organism: Symbiodinium sp. CCMP2592
Lineage: Eukaryota; Dinophyceae; Suessiales; Symbiodiniaceae
Source: the annotation of a GenBank genome assembly